AUGCCCAAAAAAUCAUCCCACAACUCUAAGAUUCUCCCCCAUCCCCCAAAAAACUCCAACAUUGCUACCCCCUCAGCCAAAUUUAACCCCUUUUUCACCAACCCAAACCCAACAAUCUCCCUGAUGCAAUCACCUAUCUCCCCCAAUCAAGAAUUUGAAGAAGAUGUCUUAUCAGAAUAUUCCACCAUCAGUUACCCAGACAGGUCUGAUUUUCCUGAGGUUUUGUCUGAGCUGGAUAUCAAGGAGGCCAUCGCAUCUUUGGUAUCUCAAGGAGUUACUGGAAAGGAGAUCCACAAGUUUCUUCAAGGUGAUUGUGGAGUGAAGAUUUCACUCAGAACACUCAACCGCAAGCGGGCAGAAUGGGGCCUACAAAAUUGUGACCUUCCGAAACCACCAAAGAACUCAAAGCUUACCCCUGACGUAGAGGCUUCCCUCAUCUCCUCUCACCAACAGGGGUUCAAAGUCUCAGAAAUUCGCUCUCGCCUCCUCAGUGACACUGGCAAAGAUGUGUCCCACCGCACAGUUGAAAGAUACUUGGCCAUCCUGGAUUUGAAACUGAAGAGGAAUGACCUUGCGGACGGGAAGGUCACCCGGGAUGACGUGGUGUGCCUCAUUGACCAUGCAAGAAAAGAAUUACUUGCCACGUCAGCUGGUUAUAGGAGGAUGAACAACAUCUUAAAACAAGAAUACAAGAUACAUGUACCCCGUGAGCUGGACCCACAAGGAAUGGCUGACCGUCUGCGUCAUUCUUGCAAACGGAGGAUUUUCAGAACCCAUGGACCCAACCAUAUCUGGUCAGCUGAUGGACAUGACAAGUUGAAACCAUUUGGAAUCACAAUUUAUGGUUUUAUCGAUGCUUGGUCCCGAAGGAUUCUAGGGAUGUAUGCUCAUGUGACCAACAAUGACCCAUUGCAUGUGGGAGUAUACUUCCUACAGCUUGUAGCAGACACAGGUGGAGUACCACUUAAAGUUACUGUAGAUCGUGGGACUGAGACUGGGGAAAUGGGGACACACAUGAUUGAACUCACACAAAGAUACACCGGUAUCACCUUUGAAGAAGCCCAGACGCAUAUGCACCAUACGAAAUCCACUCGAAAUCAGAAAAUUGAGUCAUUAUGGUCCAGAAUGAUGAAAGAGCACAACAGGCCGCUCAUUGACACCAUUUGGACACAAAUAGAGGAAGGAAAGUAUGACCGGGAUGAUGAUAUUCAAAAACUACUUUUUCUAUUCCUUUGGAUGCCUGUGGUUCAGAAAAGUGUGGACCGCUGGGUCACAAUAUACAACGCUUCAAGGAAACGCAAGGACAAGUUAACAGAGCUUCCAACUUCAUGCUCCCCAAAUUUUGCAUACUCAACCCCCGAACACUUUGGUGCAACAGAUCAAUUGAUCCAUGUCCCCCAGGAAGACACAAAUUUCAUCUUGGAAAAUACUUACCCAGAGAGGGAAGCAAUGUUCACCCACACACCAGACUGGUUUCAUGAUUUGGCCAGUUUGAUCAUGCAAGAAAUGGGUUUCCAUUUUGAUCAAAUGGCACCAGGAGGGGUCUGGGUCAUCUUUGACGAAAUGCUCCCAUACAUACAAGCAAACAUACCAAGUGAUUACAUCCCCAACUCAUCUUUCAACAACUCAGCAACACAAUCUUAG
Messenger RNA from Puccinia graminis f. sp. tritici CRL 75-36-700-3, 1644 nucleotides. RefSeq lists its product as uncharacterized. Gene Ontology annotation, molecular function: nucleic acid binding. The record is from RefSeq and is a predicted model, not a curated record. Gene Ontology annotation, biological process: DNA integration. The coding region runs from base 1 to 1644 and encodes 547 amino acids. The transcript has 3 exons. Lineage: Eukaryota; Fungi; Basidiomycota; Pucciniomycetes; Pucciniales; Pucciniaceae.